AAAGAAUCAACCUUACGCACUUACACUUAACAUACGUCAUAAGAGAAGCUGGUCUUUAAUAAAUAGUGCGGUAGUGGGCACCGUUCUUCCUCAGUUCAGGAGAUCACGCAACUUACGUACUUUCUGUGACUACGCAGACCAAAAGACUUCCGAAGAUGACGUACCAGUUCCCCUCUCUCUCUCCGGAGCAGAAACAGGAGCUGUCCUCCAUCGCCCAGCACAUCGUUGCUCCAGGGAAGGGCAUCCUGGCUGCUGAUGAGUCUGUGGGUACGAUGGGUAAAAGGCUUCAGAAGAUAAAUGUAGAGAACACUGAGGAGAAUCGCCGCUGUUUCAGAGACCUCCUCUUCUCUGUUGAUCCCUCCAUCUCUGAGAGUAUUGGAGGGGUCAUCUUCUUCCAUGAGACGCUGUACCAGAAAUCGGACAAGGGUGUACCAUUCCCCCAGCUCAUCAAAGACAAGGGCAUUGUGGUGGGCAUCAAGGUGGAUAAAGGAACAGCCGUUCUAAAUGGGACGGACGGAGAGACCACGACGCAGGGUCUGGAUGGACUGUCGGAGCGCUGUGCGCAGUACAAGAAGGAUGGCUGCGACUUUGCCAAGUGGCGCUGCGUGCUGAAGAUCUCUGCCAGCUGCCCCUCAGCCCUCGCCAUCGCUGAGAACGCCAAUGUGCUCGCUCGCUACGCCAGCAUCUGCCAACAGAACGGUCUAGUUCCCAUUGUGGAGCCUGAGAUCCUGCCAGAUGGAGACCAUGAUCUGCAGCGCUGCCAGUACAUCACAGAGAAGGUCCUGGCAGCUGUAUACAAGGCCCUGUCUGAUCAUCACAUAUACUUGGAGGGCACCCUGUUGAAGCCCAACAUGGUCACUGCUGGGCACUCCUGCCUCAGGAAGUACACCCCCCAGGAGGUUGCCAUGGCAACGGUAACCGCCCUCAGGCGCACCGUGCCCGCCUCUGUCCCAGGGAUCUGCUUCCUGUCCGGAGGGCAGAGUGAGGAGGAGGCCUCCCUGAACCUGAACGCCAUAAACCAAACCCCGCUCCACCGCCCCUGGAAGCUCAGCUUCUCAUACGGACGUGCCCUGCAGGCUUCUGCCCUCGCUGCCUGGCAGGGCAAGGCAGCAAACAAGCAGGCUGGACAAGAGGCCUUCUUCACUCGUGCCAAGAUCAACGGUCUGGCUUCCAAAGGAGAGUACAAGCCCUCAGGCCAGGCUGACCAGGCUGCCACCCAGUCACUCUACACUGCCAGCUAUGUCUACUAGACUCUAGACACACACACACACACACACAGAAACAAACACACAAAAACAAACACCACAGCUUCACCUUGCAGAACUGAGCCACACACGGACAUGAAACAGGAAGUCCUCCCACAACCUGGACAUACCUGCAUGCCACGGGAACAGACAUGCAGGUUUCCUGUUUACAGGAAUGAUUUUGGUCCCUCUCUCUGGAAUAAAUGUGAAAUACUGCCAUAAUAUGCUGACUAUUUCAAUCUGCUCUUAGCUACAAUUCACACUGAAUUCAUUUCCACAUACAAUGAACACCUCUUAAGUAUCAGACACCUACUAACACUAAAGUUGGGAAUACACUAAGUGGGGAUGUCCUGAUUGGAUCCAUGAAUCGGUAUCUUCUCCUGAUACCACCGUAUUUUGUGGAUCGGGUAUCGGCUAGGACGCACCUGAUCUGAAUCCAAUCCUGUCUGACACUACAAUACUGAAUAUGCAUAUUUAUUUUUGCCUGGAGCAAAGCUUUGCCUCUAUACUUUCUGACUCUGUUUAUGCCAAUUGCCUGAAUGCGCUGUUUCUCCCAUGAAUAAGCAUCAUCCAUUUGCCACCAUGAAUGAGGCUGUUGUUCAUGAAACAAGCUGGUAUCUGGUUCGUUGUCUGCUGUGAGGAAUGUAUACAAAGUCCAAAAGCAGCCCUUCAGCCACUUGCAACAUUUGCAAUGCCAGUGUUUCAGAGGGCGGCAUUAGUACAGUUUCUUGCAACAAAUUUGAUAAAGCAUCUGAAGAAACACUACUGAUAGGAGUAUGGCAAAUGUUCACACUUGUUAUUUUUUAAAAUUCUACAUUGGAAUCUUCAAGCUUGAUGAUGUUUAUACACCACUUCAAAGUGGGGCCGGGUGCUAUCGCAGGUAUGCCAUUCCGCCAAGUUACGCCUUGGCGGGGCAGGAUGACCCACACCUAUACAUUACCGAGAGUUCUGCACUUUUCAGGGUUCCUACAGAAAUAACAAGAAUGACCACAGACUCGCAGCCCAUAAAAACUCACCUUCACCUUCUGAACUCAUGUCAACAGACAGAAUUCACACACAACUUCACAUGCCCACUCGCAAAAGCCUCAGAUUUUGCUUUUUUCCCCUUCUUUUUCCUAGGGAUUAGAUCAUCAUAAAUGCCCCAGGCCCACAAACAGUACGUCUUCCCUUUGGACAUUUAGCUUCAUCAGCCAAUAAAAACCUUGGAUAUACACACAAGAUGGACAUAUAUAGAAGUGCACAGGUUUUUAAACCAAAAACUUUGCGGCCCAUGGGGCUACUUCAGUAGUAUCUCACUGGGUAACAUGUCUGCCUAUGGGACCUUUGGAGGAGUAGCAGGCACAGAUCCCCCUUGAAAAUUUUGAAGUCGUUACACUGCCUUGCUUGCUAGCUAAUAAUUGCCAAAAGAAUUUAAACCAUUGCUUUUGCAACUGUAUCUACUUUGCCGCUAACUCAUGUAUAUUUCUGAAAUCCAAAUAAAACACACCCACACUUUA
This is a messenger RNA of Anguilla anguilla (European eel), 2740 nucleotides long. Its product is annotated as fructose-bisphosphate aldolase B. The transcript has 9 exons. NCBI's taxonomy places the organism in Eukaryota, Metazoa, Chordata, Actinopteri, Anguilliformes, Anguillidae. Gene Ontology annotation, cellular component: cytosol. The record is from RefSeq and is a predicted model, not a curated record. Gene Ontology annotation, molecular function: fructose-1-phosphate aldolase activity; fructose-bisphosphate aldolase activity. Gene Ontology annotation, biological process: glycolytic process; fructose 1,6-bisphosphate metabolic process. The coding region runs from base 156 to 1250 and encodes 364 amino acids.